This is a messenger RNA of Rotaria socialis, 1512 nucleotides long. NCBI's taxonomy places the organism in Eukaryota, Metazoa, Rotifera, Eurotatoria, Philodinida, Philodinidae. The record is from the annotation of a GenBank genome assembly.
AUGGUCUUCUUACAUAUGAUUCGUAUAUUUUUUCCAUUAUUUUCGUUAAUUUUAAUUUUAUCUAUAAAUAAUGUUUUUUCUGAAUCAUGUUUAUUAUCCAAUGUUUCUUAUCGACUUUGUUCAAUUUCUGGUUCGACUCCAAUAGUUCAAUCGCAGUUAUUUACGAAAGAUGAUUUUGAUAAUGGGUGCAAUGAAAAGUUUGUUGAAAAAAUUCUUGAUCGAUCUUGUCUCAGUUCGUGGGUCUUGUCUAUGAAAAGAAAGCCAACAACAAAUUUUGAAAAAUAUGGUUAUGGAUUUUUCGCUAUAUUUAUUGUAUCGGCAUUGUCACUUGCUGGUUUAUUAGCGUUUCCUAUUCUCUAUAAAGUAUCUUUUCAAUAUGUACUUACUUUAUUUACGGCUCUUGCUGUCGGAACACUUUUUGGCGAUACAAUGUUUCAUUUAAUUCCUUUUGCACUUGGUCUUCACGGUAAACAUGACCGUGGUGAACAUGAACAUGGCUCAUUUUCUGUGCCUGAUUAUGUAUGGAAAAUGUUAAUUAGCGUAUUAAUUGUUUAUAGUUUUUAUCUAUUGGAAGUACUUCUGCAUUCAUUUGCUCAUUAUAAACAUAAAAAUUCUAAUUCAGUUCAUUUUCAUGCUCAUGGUCAUAGUCAUGCAUUGCCUCAUCAUAAUCAUUCGCAUCCCGAUGGAGAAAUUUGUGAACAUACACCUAUCGAUAUUGAUGCUGAUUUAGAACAUGAUCAUCGUUUACAUAAUCAUAGACAUCAUAACUUACAUCAGCAUGUAACCAACGAAAUAAGUACAGCAUCAUCGUUAUCAGCUGUAAAUCACAAUUGUCAUAUGAGUGCACAUAAAAAUUCAACAUGUGUUCCAUGUGCAUAUUCAAAUGAUACUCGACCAACAGCUGGAUUGAUGGGACAUGAUACGAAAGACGAUACAGCUGUUGAUAAUGAACACGUACCAGUACCUGUUGUUAUUACUGAUCCACAAGGAAGAAAUGAUACAAAAACGAAACCUGCAUUGACAUCUGGCAUGGAGAACGCAAUCAAAUCGACAGGUUGGAUGGUGUUAAUUGGUGAUGGUAUUCAUAAUUUUGCUGAUGGUCUUGCCAUUGGUGCUGCAUUUAGUCAAGACCUUGUCUUAGGCAUUACAACGACAUUAGCCGUUGCUUUUCAUGAAUUACCACAUGAACUCGGAGACUAUGCUGUAUUGAUACAAUCUGGUUUUUCACAUUAUCGAGCUAUUCUAUGGAAUUUUCUUUCGGCUACAACUGCUAUAAUAGGGUUUUUUAUUGGUGCUGCGGUAUCAAGUAAUGAUAACAUUCGUCAAUGGAUAUUUGCAGUUACCAUUGGCAUGUUUCUUUAUAUAGCACUUGUUGAUUUGUUACCAACUUUAUUGGCUGAUGGACAAGUUGAAUUUAAACGCUUUAUUGUUGUUAAUAUUGGAUUUUUACUCGGCAUUGCAAUUAUGUUUUUCUUAGCAUUAUUUGAAGAUAGUUUAAUUCAUUCAUCAUGA